Lytechinus pictus (painted urchin) is the source of this 3275-nucleotide messenger RNA. RefSeq lists its product as uncharacterized. Lineage: Eukaryota; Metazoa; Echinodermata; Echinoidea; Temnopleuroida; Toxopneustidae. Gene Ontology annotation, biological process: wybutosine biosynthetic process; tRNA methylation. Bases 1 to 2220 code for a protein of 739 amino acids. The record is from RefSeq and is a predicted model, not a curated record. Gene Ontology annotation, cellular component: cytoplasm. The transcript is spliced from 6 exons. Gene Ontology annotation, molecular function: tRNA methyltransferase activity.
AUGGAUACAAGGAUUCAAGAUGUGGAAAAUGCGACAGAGUUUAUGGAAAAUGAAAUGAGGGAAAUGGAGGAAGAAAUUCAAAACAUUCAAGCAACAAAGGCGAGCUAUGAAUAUGUUAAUAAGCUGAGAAGAGAUGUAGUAGAUCUAGUCAACCGUAGCAAGCAAAACAACGUGAUCCUACAUGGGAUUCCUGAAGGGGUAGAAGGCGCACCGAGCAAUUGCAUAACAUUUGCACGUGACUUCUUCAGGAAACAUCUUGAAGCAGACAGUUUCUGGGAUGAUGGCAGACGUCUGAUGCGGGUUUAUCAUGAUCACAUAGCCAUUCCUGUUAAUACUCGGUGUACAGAGACAUUGCUGAAUAGAGAUGGAUUGGAAGGAAAGGUUUCAUUUCUUAAUGCAUCAGAUAGUAACAGUGAAGCUAAUGAAACAUUGAAGACAGGAGCACACCAGUCUCUUCUGAAGAGAGAUGGAUUGGAAGGAAAGGUAUCAUUUCUCAAUGCAUCAAAUAGUAACAGUGAAGCUAAUGAAACAUUGAAGGCAGGAGCACACCGAUCUCUCUUGAAGCCAUCCUCAUUUAUAGAGAGUGGUGUAAAAUCAGGUCUUCGAACGCAAGGUAGUUCACCAUUCUGCAGUAGUUCCCAAGAGAAAGAACAGUCUACCACUCUGUUAUGUGUAACACCUGUUGGACAUACACAUGUGUCAGAGACUGGUAGCAGAACCCUUCUUCAUUCAACCUCUAAUAAGUAUACAAGUGAGCUAUCAUGUCAGAAUGGUGGUUUUCACCACUCUCCCACCAACCCAUCUGGACAUCCACCUGUAUUAUGGAAUGGGAAAAUAUUCAACAUGGAAGCAAAGCUGGUCUGCAUGUAUUUAUCACCCUCAAAGAAAACUAAAAUCACCUCUCCUUACGAUAGACUGAAAGUGAUGAUAGAAGGAUGGAUCAAAGAAAGAAGGAUAGAUUGGAAAGAGGAGUUAAGAGAUGAGAUUCCUAGGAAUUGGGAGAGACAUGGAGAUUUAGUGUUAUUACCAUCGUCAUCCUUCAGAGAUCAAGCAUGGGAUAAUGUGCGAGACUUCUGGUCGUUGGUAGCCAAGGCUUUAAACUGUACAAGGAUUGCCAAGAGAGGCCGAAUUCAAUCUGAUGACUUUCGAUCUCCGCACACAGAGAUGGUUUUAGGAUCAGACCCAAUGGUUGAACACAGAGAUAAUGGAAUCAGCUAUUCCUUUGACAUACGUUAUAGCAUGUUUUCUUCUGGUAACAUCACUGAAAAGCUCAGAGUGUCUCAUAUCGAUUGCUCCAAUGAGACAGUUGUUGAUUUAUAUGCAGGUAUAGGCUACUUCACACUGCCAUACUUGGUACAUGCCAAAGCUAAACUACUCUAUGCAUGUGAAUGGAAUCCUCAUGCUGUAAAUGCAUUGCAAAGAAACCUAGAGCUGAACAGUGUGAACGAGAGAUGUAUAGUGCUAGAGGGAGAUAAUAGGAAGGUAUGUCCAGUAGGUGUUGCUAACAGAGUAAACCUUGGGCUUAUACCAUCCUCAGAGCAGGGGUGGCCAGUGGCCUGUGCUGCAUUGAGCCCUAUUACUGGAGGUAUACUGCACAUCCAUGGUAAUGUGGAUUCCUACCCCCACCAGGAAUGGAAUAAUCCAAGCAGUAAGAAGGAUGAUAGCUAUCCGUCAGUGGGUUGCUUUUUGGAUGAUUCAGAAGUCACAUCUAAUCAUUGUCAGCCUGUAGCACAAAGGAGGAUUCAAGACACUGUGCUUCCUGAGAACAAGACAUGCCAAGACUGGGAGAUUGGUAACACUUCUCAGAGUGAAAUAUUCGAGAAUGGUAACACUUCUUGGAGUGUAUCAGGAAGUAAGGUAUCAGAGAGUGGUAACACAUCUCAUAGUGUAUCUGGUAGUAAGGUAUCAGAGAGUGGUAACACUUCUCAGAAUGAAUCGGGUAGUAUAAAUGUAGAGACCGGUAACAUUUCUCAUAGCAAAACUAAUGGAUUACAUCCCACAUGUUUAUUCAACAAGAAAGUAGCAUCUAGUUGUUCCCAUUACAAGCAAGCUAAAUGGAUUGAAUGGGGUAGUGAUGUAGCUAGGCAGAUUAGAGGUCUUCUCCAUGAUCUACAUGGUAGUCAUUGGAAUGUGGAGAUGGUGCACAUUGAGCAUGUCAAGUCUUAUGCACCUCAUAUUGAUCACUUGGUUUUGGAUAUUGAAUGUCGGCUGGUCUUAUGACAUUUACACUAGUAGCCUAUAUUAUUUUGAAGUUAAAAGAAUCAAAUCAGAGAACAUUAUAUUUUUUUAUUUACCUCUUUAAUAAAAACCUUGCGAAGUUUGGUUGGUUGGUUACUUUCACCUUCAACAAACUGUUUAGGCCUUUGCCCCGGAUUGCCAAGAGAGGGCUCAUUUGUAUUCAUGUCAACAUUGAUGCUUACUAUGUUUAUUGCAUUUCUGGAAAUGAAGCAAGAUGAAGUAAAAGGGAACUCAUCAAAGUAAAGCACUUGAAAGAAUGUCAUUGAAAAAAUAGGAUAGAGAUAGAGAUAGAGAAAAUGUCUAUAACCAAUCUUUGUACAGAUUAAGAUAAAUAAAAUAAAUUCCACCUGCUACUGAAUCAGGUAUUGAAUAAGAUUGGUGGUCUGGGUAAACUUGAGGAAAAUUGUUUAUUGCUCUCCUUAACUUCUAGAAUUCACCCGUUUUUUUUUUCUUUUUCUUUCCUUUGCUGAAUGAUUUUCUUUGAAAAGUCAUCACUGACAUAGAUCUAGCUUUGUUUGAAUGGUUCAGAUACGCUUUUCGUACCCGUUCCUUGGUAGGGUACGAAAAGAAGGCUACGUAAAUCAUGCUUGUAGGUGACUUCGUCUGAUUCUGACUGGCACUAAGAGGAGAGCUAUGGGUUGGAUGAUUAUUAUUAUUAUUUCAGUCUUAUUUAAAAAAGACAGGGUAAUCCUUUCAGAGCCAAGAGGCCUGCUUUUCAAAAGAGCCUUGUUACAUGAAUAUUUCAUAUAAAUGAGAACUUGUGAUGUCUGUCAAUCUUGAAAUCCUGCUUGUCUAGGCCAACUUUCCCUGUCUUCCACUACUUUAUGACAAGUCUCCCUCUCACUAGCGUAGCUACGGGGGGGGGGGGGGACCUGUUUUGCCCCCCCCCCUGACGAACUUGAAGACCUUGGAUUUUGGAUUAGUGUUAUGUCAGUUUGUCCAAUUAUAUUGUGGCAUUACUUUCCACAACUAUGGCAAGGAUCAUCCCUUACAAUGGUGUUGUGGAGCUUGAUUUGUUCCUGUCAGUCCUGUAAUAG